AUGCUCAAGCUCAUACUCUUUGCCCUGGCUGUGGCGCAUACCGCCACAAUCGCUCUCGCCAAGAUCUCUGGGGUCUAUGUGCCAAUCACUGCAAAGCUCGGACAGAACAUCACCGUCAAACUCCACACUAUCGGUUCGCCAGUGACCUAUGAUGACUUUGCGGCGAUCUUCGGUCUUGCUGGAAGCUCGGCAAGCGUCUGUUCCACUUGUGUAGGAACCAGGAUUGGCUAUGUCACUCUCCUGCGAGUUUAUCCUCAUCAUCGCGGAACCACGGUCUGA
Kockovaella imperatae is the source of this 279-nucleotide messenger RNA. RefSeq lists its product as hypothetical. Lineage: Eukaryota; Fungi; Basidiomycota; Tremellomycetes; Tremellales; Cuniculitremaceae. The record is from RefSeq and is a predicted model, not a curated record. The transcript is spliced from 2 exons. The coding region runs from base 1 to 279 and encodes 92 amino acids.